UUCAAAGUGAGUCAGAUAUGAGCAUGUUUCAAGUUCUGGGCAGAGAUGUGGAUAGAGGGGGAAUUGCGUUUGGCGAGAUAGUCCAAGGCCUUUUGAUAUUUGGGGUCUUCAUAGCGGGGUACUCAGCAAAGGCAAUGGGAUACCUCGAACAAGCUCAAGACCUUAAGCUUGCACCGCAGAGGAACAUUAAUAAUCCUCACUAAAUAAAGCAGCCAGCAAAGAUUCCCAUCGCGCGCAAUCACAAAAGGCGCAAUCACAAUCUGGUCUCUCUCUCAGGUCUCUCGAGCCUUUUUCCCCGCUGGCGUCAUCUUGAUUUAUCAUUCUGCCCCGCCUUUCCCUCCCCCCCCUCCUCCCGUCCUCCACCAUCGCAUCUCGUCUCCCGCAACCAAGUACCAUCCGUAGCUUUGUAACCACUACCGCCCCAACCACAAACCUCCCUCCCAUCUCAUGUACAAGUGCGUACGUAGACUAGCUGCGCGCUGUUCAACCCGUUAAAUUUCCCGCCUUUUCCGUGCCUGGGACACACACAAGCGGUUAUAUAUAGCAACAGCACCACCACCACCACCGCCAAAUACACGUUGUCUUCAACCUUAAAUAACAUAACCAAGUGCCCACCCACCACCUCCACCACUCCCCCGUUUUAUCUCUUUCUCCAAACCUUCUCACAACCAAAAAAACGUACCGCGCUACUCCUACCCCUAAAACGCCAAUUACCUCACCAACACCCCUAAUUCCUCGCAUUGUUGAACGAACCGAAAAACAAGACAAAAAAUGGCCGACGUUGCUACCGCUGCCACUCCCGACGUCCCCACCGGACAGGAGCACAAGUACCACUUUAACAUUGUCAUGAGCUGUGGCGGCUGCUCCGGUGCUGUGGACAGGGUUUUGAAGAAGCUCGAGGGCGUCAAGUCCUACACCGUCUCCCUCGAAACCCAAACAGCCACCGUCAUCGCAGAGGACUCCCUCCCCUACGAAAAAGUCCUCAAGACCAUCGCCAAGACGGGCAAAAAAGUCACAAAGGGCGAGGCCGACGGCGAGGAGAGGAGCGUCGAGGUUCCCAAGGAUGAGUAGAGCUCUUCGUUGGGGAAGCUUUGAACACUUCUCUGGUCCAAGGGAAACGAAGUUGAGGUUAUGAAAGAAAGGAGGGGGAACACAGGACUCAAGAAGGGAGGAGGGAGGGGGAGGGGUUAUGGGAUGGAGAACCGAUCAUGUUCCCAAUGAGAAAGUAAGCCGAACAUCGACUAGGUUGAAGAGGAGAGGUGGUGGUGGUGGAUAAAGGACAGAUAAAGCAUCGCAAGCAAAACUCAUGGCUUUUUCAGCAACAACAACAACAAACAACAACAACAACAACAACAACAACAGUAUGGAGCACGACUUUUGGAGGAGAAGGAUGUUUGUUAUUUAAGCAGGCGCGCACGGUGGCAUCCAAGGGACGAAUCUCUUUCUCUCUCGCUUUUUUUAACUUGUUACUUUUCUAUUCCAAUUCCGUUUUUGGUUUGCUUCACAAGUUUUCUUUGUGAAACCCUUGCGCUCUCUCCUCCGUGGGAAAUAUCCAAUAUUCACAUGCUUGUCAGCAAAACUAAUGUAAGCACCUUGUUGGCUGGGUUGGUGGUGUCGUCCACUAUGUUCCGUUGUCACUCGGCCGGCCGGCUGCCGGACCAACACAUCCACCUAGGUACCCUACCGGAUGGGUAAGCUACACACUAGAGCUGCAACCAAGG
This is a messenger RNA of Podospora bellae-mahoneyi, 1721 nucleotides long. RefSeq names its product Cytosolic copper metallochaperone (gene ATX1). Gene Ontology annotation, molecular function: copper chaperone activity; metal ion binding. NCBI's taxonomy places the organism in Eukaryota, Fungi, Ascomycota, Sordariomycetes, Sordariales, Podosporaceae. The coding region runs from base 772 to 1071 and encodes 99 amino acids. Gene Ontology annotation, cellular component: cytosol. The record is from RefSeq and is a predicted model, not a curated record. Gene Ontology annotation, biological process: copper ion transport. The transcript is spliced from 2 exons.